AUGGGACCAGAAAUCCCCGGUCAAGGUGCCGAGAACCUCCUAUUACAGGUGUUGGAGAUUCGUAAGAAAAAGCUUGGUACGAACCAUCCUGAUACGGUAAGGAGCAUGGGAAACCUGGCGGCGACUUAUAGGAGCCAAGGUCGAUGGGAGCAAGCCGAGCAGCUCGGAAUACAGGCGAUGGAGACUCUCAAGAUGAAGCUCGGCGAGGAUCAUCCCGACACGCUUUCGAGUAUGACAAACUUAGCGGCUACGUAUAGGAUACAGGGCCGGUGGGAAGAGGCUGAGAAGCUCGAAAUGCAGGCGAUGGACACUCUUAAGACGAAGCUUGGUACGGACCAUCCCGACACGUUGAGGAGCCUAGGGAAUCUGGCGGCUAAGCAUGGGAAUCAGGGUCGGUGGGAGGAGGCCGAGAAGCUCCUGGUGCAUUUGGUAGAGAUGCGCAAGACGAAGCUCGGCGUGGACCGUCCAGACACGCUGUUGACCAUGCAGAACCUCGCUCUCACCUGGAGAUAUAUCGAUCGAAAUGACGAUGCUAUCGAUUUGUUGCGAAAACUGCGUAGCUAA
Penicillium digitatum Pd1 is the source of this 564-nucleotide messenger RNA. Its product is annotated as Kinesin light chain. Gene Ontology annotation, cellular component: kinesin complex; cytoplasm. Lineage: Eukaryota; Fungi; Ascomycota; Eurotiomycetes; Eurotiales; Aspergillaceae. Gene Ontology annotation, molecular function: kinesin binding. The record is from RefSeq and is a predicted model, not a curated record. Gene Ontology annotation, biological process: microtubule-based movement.